GCUCGCCGCCGCCGCCUCCGCCUCCGCUCUCCUCUUCUCCCCUCCGCGGCGGCUCAAAAAAGCUAGGGUUUCUCUCCCCGCUCGCGAGACAAGAUGAGCCGCAGCCUGGGGAUCCCGGUGAAGCUGCUGCACGAGGCGGCGGUGCACGUGGUCACCGUGGAGCUCAAGACCGGCGAGGUCUACCGGGGCUCCAUGAUCGAGUGCGAGGACAACUGGAACUGCCAGAUCGAGAACAUCACCUUCACCGCCAAGGACGGCAAGGUGUCGCAGCUGGAGCACGUCUUCAUCAGGGGGAGCAGGGUCAGGUUCAUGAUCAUACCCGACAUGCUCAAGAACGCGCCCAUGUUCAAGCGACUAGAGGCCAGGAUUAGGGGCAAGGGGUCGGCGAUUGGUGUUGGCCGUGGGCGCGCCGUCGCCAUGCGUGCUCGGGCUGCUGGUGGUCGUGGAGGUGGUCCUCCCGUUGGAGGAGGACGGGGCGGUGCGCCACCCGUGAGGAGGUAGAUCUGUCCAGGAGCUCGCUGUCUUUGCUAUCC
This is a messenger RNA of Lolium rigidum, 533 nucleotides long. RefSeq names its product small nuclear ribonucleoprotein SmD3b-like. The record is from RefSeq and is a predicted model, not a curated record. Gene Ontology annotation, molecular function: RNA binding. Gene Ontology annotation, biological process: spliceosomal snRNP assembly; RNA processing. Lineage: Eukaryota; Viridiplantae; Streptophyta; Magnoliopsida; Poales; Poaceae. The transcript is spliced from 4 exons. Gene Ontology annotation, cellular component: U5 snRNP; precatalytic spliceosome; catalytic step 2 spliceosome. Bases 94 to 501 code for a protein of 135 amino acids.